UUUGCAUCCCGAUUUCCAUCUCCAGCUGGAAAACACAGCGAAGGAAAAGAGUCAUCAUUCGAUUUCCAUUACCGUAUAAAGUGGGCGGACCCGAAAAUGCGGACGAAAAGCUUCGAUGCGAGGCCGGCGCCUGCAUUUGGCUUCAGCAAAACUGUCCAUCAAUCCCGAUCCCUCGCCUUCAUGGAUUCGCACUCUCGACAGGUUAGAGGGUAAGAAUUUACCGCUAUCGAGCAUUUUCCUCUCCUUCCCUGGUUGGCACACCAUCUCCACCGCCGGCUACUUGCGUGGCUGCGAUUCCCCGUCCCUUCGAGAUACAUUCAUCAUCGAGGACUAUGCUUCGAAUCCUUGGGCUCCGGCUAUCUACUGAUCGAUAUAUUGAAAAAACGCAGGGUCAAAUGCUAUUACAUACAUGGAACGAGAGGCAUCAAGAGAGGGACUUUCGCAAGAACCUCUUUCAGGGUUUGUCCCGGAUCUUGUUGAACAUUGCACGAGUGCCACUUCCGCGCAUUGGCUCCUUCACCGUGAACGAUGAUGGAUCCUUACUCCUGGCUAACAGGCCACUUUCGGUGGUGGUUCAACAGCUAGAGAAUGAGCAAAUCCCGGUGGAUAUUCCUCGUCAUCUAACCUACACCUCAGUGGACUCGUAUGUGAUUGAUAUACUCAAUUGUCUACACGACAGUCGGUUACGCCAUCAACCAAACGGUGCCAGCGACAAGAGUGACUGCAUCUACCAGAUGUCGGCUUUAGCCGCCAUGAAAGCUGUUUCGUCGCUCUUUCUACGACGCGACCUCUGCCAUGGGCCCUUUCUUUUCAAUCUGACCGAUCUACAUCAGAGUAAUAUUUUUGUUGAUGAAAUCUGGAAUAUUACAUGCCUGAUUGACCUUGAAUGGGCUCUCUCCAGUCCCAUUGAGAUGAUCUACCCUCCCCGUUGGCUAGCCAAUCAGGAUAUCAACCAAAUGGACGAGGAGAUAUACGACCCGGUUCGUCAAGAGUUCAUGGAUAUUUUGGAGCACACCGAGCAGGAGCUCUCCAUCCAGCCUCAUCAGAGACUUUCGCCUGUCACGAAACAAGCGUGGGAAAUGGGGAUGUUCUGGUAUACUCUGGCUCGUCGUAGCCCAAUGGGGCUUGUUCGGGUCUUCUAUGAUCACAUCCAGCCGAUACUCGCCAGUUGGCACGAAGAAAACAGCGAAUUCUACACGAUCAUGCUGGAGUAUUGGACUAUCAACUCGAUUCCAUUCAUUGAUCAGAACCUGGCAGAUAAGGAGGACUAUGAUAGGCAGCUCCGUCAAGCGUUUGAGGAUAAAGCUGAUGAGACUUUGGAAGACGCCCCUUGAAAACCUUUCACUUUCGUGUUUGCCCUUGCGGAUGAUCUUGAUCAUGACCGGUUCCCUCUUUCCUUGCCCCUUAUCCGACUUUCCGAGCCGCCUCGUCGAGGGAAGUGACCUCGCCAGAUCCUCAAAUCGGUACAUCAAGCGCAUCACAUAUGGAAACACAUUAUUCAACGUCGGAAUCUCGACAUGGGCACUUUCCAUCUCCAUCUUUGGAACCGAGCAUGACCUGAGCCUCGCCGCUUCAACCUGAACAAGUUCGGCACGUGACUGAUCACGGUGUUCAAUCAGUAUGGGGACGUGCAGGACACGCAAACAGCGGGAAUGGAUGGCAGAAACGGACAAGAUUUGAGCACCGGUCCAGAUGGACACAUGACUUGCCUUGACUCACUGGCCUGAAUUCGUAUAUACACUCUGUUCGUGUAUCGAAGUUCCAACUGAGCUUGCACAGAAAUCACUGCGGCGUAAGGUCAAAGCAACGUUGCUGAAGAUCGAACAAUUUACACCGCAGGAAAGAGUUGUGGAAUAUGCCUAGGUUCGUAAUUUACUCCGCCCCGACGUUCCUAAUUUGUUAGGCUGCUCUUGCGUGAGCACCAGGUCUUUUUGCGGGUGAGCAGUCUGCUUGAGACUGAUCGGCAACACAGGUUUCCAAUGAUGCCGCGUAUGUACAAAAUCUUCCUUUACGGCAGAGCCUCUACACUUCCCAAGCGGUAUCGCUGGGGUUAUGCCAUGUCGACAUUGCCAGACUUUGGCCUUUGCUCGAAUCGAUCAGCAUCGUACUUUUGAUCGGUCUCUUCGUCGGCCAUCACGUUUCUGGUUCUCCUUGGCUCUCUUCUUCUCCGCUUCCACUUUCUGCGUGGAGAGUUGCACGUCCGAAUGCAAAACGCCUGCUCUCAUGCUGGUAUUCACAUAUUCAACUCUCUUCUCGCACGCCGAGACUCCGACUAUCCUGAUUCAGCCGGCUUCUUGAAAUUGGCCUCACCCACCCGUCUACACAUGACCACACUCUUGGCUACUUCACACUC
Molecule: messenger RNA, 2353 nt
Organism: Exophiala xenobiotica
Lineage: Eukaryota; Fungi; Ascomycota; Eurotiomycetes; Chaetothyriales; Herpotrichiellaceae
Exons: 2
Coding region: 333-1334 (333 amino acids)
Source: RefSeq, a predicted model, not a curated record